UUCACAUUUUUUUAUUAACUUUUCGAUAAAAAUUUUCAAACUUCAUAACAUUUUGUCAAAAAUCUUCCAUACCCAGAUAUAAAAAUCCAAGCUUUCAUCUGGGUUUUCAUUUUCUUGGAUGAAUUAACAAUCUUGAUGAAGUGGGUCAAAUGGGAAAUGUAACUUCAAAUGUAGCUGCAAAAUUUGCAUUUUUUCCACCUGACCCACCAACAUAUGAUGUUUUUAAGGAUGAUGAUAAUAAUGAUGAUGAUCCAACAAUAGGUGAAACAAGGCUUGUGUUUACAGGGAUUACAGCUGAUAAAAAUGUUGAUGUUCAUUUGCUUGAUACAAAAGGUGGGAACAAAAUUGUUGCUACAUUUUGGAAACAUCCUUCUGGGAAGUUGACUCUUUUGUAUUCUCAUGGUAAUGCUGCUGAUUUGGGUCAAAUGAAAGAAUUGUUUCUGGAGCUUAGAGCUCACCUUAGAGUCAAUAUUAUGAGUUAUGAUUAUUCGGGAUAUGGAGCCUCCACAGGGAAGCCAUCUGAAUUCAAUACAUAUUACGAUAUAGAGGCCGUCUACAAUUGUUUAAAAAAUAAUUAUGGAAUCAAGCAAGAAGACAUAGUCUUAUAUGGACAAUCCGUUGGCAGCGGGCCCACGUUACACUUGGCUUCUCGAUUACAAAGGUUAAGAGGUGUUGUUCUACACAGUGCUAUUCUUUCAGGAAUACGUGUUCUGUAUCCUGUCAAAAUGACAUUCUGGUUUGACAUUUUCAAGAAUAUCGACAAAGUACAGAAAGUCAGCUGUCCGGUUCUAGUUAUACAUGGUACAAAUGAUGAAAUUGUUGAUUUUUCUCACGGGAGACGAUUAUGGGAGCUUGCAAAAGACAAAUAUGAUCCGUUGUGGGUCCAAGGUGGCGGUCAUUCUAACCUUGAAAGUUACCCAGAGUACAUAAGACAUUUACGGAAGUUUAUAAAAGCGAUGGAGAAGCUUGCAUCGAGGCAAAACAAGCAACGCCUUUCUUCAGUCCCGAGUAUCAAAGAAGCCAAACACAACCGGUGCUUAAGAUUUGGAGGAACAUGAUCACAUUUUUAUUGUUAGAAAACUUGUUGACCCGAUUCCAAACCAUGGUAGGAAUCAAGAAUCUUGGCGCCGAAUCAAAACCACGGUUAGAUCUCAAGAAUCUUGAUGACCUAAAAUAAAACAUGGCUGUUGAACUUUUUUUCUUUUGAGAAUCUUGUAUGAUUUUUUGUUUAUGUUUUCGCGAUUGUAAUU
This is a messenger RNA of Erigeron canadensis, 1250 nucleotides long. RefSeq names its product alpha/beta hydrolase domain-containing protein 17B-like. The record is from RefSeq and is a predicted model, not a curated record. Bases 150 to 1058 code for a protein of 302 amino acids. The transcript has 5 exons. NCBI's taxonomy places the organism in Eukaryota, Viridiplantae, Streptophyta, Magnoliopsida, Asterales, Asteraceae.